AUGUCUUCUCUUCUAGGGCCAAUAUCAGGCGCGCUGGUAGCAGGAGGUAUUUAUUACGGCUUUUCCGCUAUGAUACAGACGCGAACUGAACAGCACCGCGCGGACCUGCACAGACUCUCGCAGAGGCUUCUUGAUGCACCAACCAGCAUACCCGCCCCGCCUGCAGCAGUGCAACGCAUCACUCAUCACCCCCUUGCUUCCAUGCUGAAGAGCCAGUGGAAUGCACAGAUUGAGACUGUGUUCCGGACCGCUAGGGGAUGGGACAGGCGAGCCAUAGACUGGACACGGAGGGUGCUGUAUGGGGGAGAUGCGGCGGCAGAGAAGAAGGGUUAAGUCAUCGCUUCGCCGUGGCGUGUCUGAAAUUGGUCAUAGAGGGUUCGCCGUCAGGGCUCCGUAGGAAUUCCGUCGGCUUCUAUGUAUUGUUGGUGUCCUUCGCCCUACGAC
Molecule: messenger RNA, 444 nt
Organism: Laetiporus sulphureus 93-53
Lineage: Eukaryota; Fungi; Basidiomycota; Agaricomycetes; Polyporales; Laetiporaceae
Exons: 4
Coding region: 1-333 (110 amino acids)
Biological process (GO): cristae formation
Cellular component (GO): mitochondrial crista junction; MICOS complex
Source: RefSeq, a predicted model, not a curated record